Electrophorus electricus (electric eel) is the source of this 4313-nucleotide messenger RNA. It is a transcript of the gene zfat, whose product is annotated as zinc finger and AT hook domain containing. Lineage: Eukaryota; Metazoa; Chordata; Actinopteri; Gymnotiformes; Gymnotidae. The record is from RefSeq and is a predicted model, not a curated record. Gene Ontology annotation, cellular component: nucleus. Gene Ontology annotation, biological process: positive regulation of transcription by RNA polymerase II.
CCGCCAUAUAUGAUGUCGCAGAUUCGCCAUAAAUGCCAGUUAAAGUAAUUUUGAUAUAAUUAACUUUAAAUUGAUAUUUAUAUUCAAAAUUAAAGAUAAGAAGUAUUUUUCACAUCAUUUGGACUACAUAAUUAUUUGAAAACAAUGGACUCUACACAAGCAGAGGGUUCUUCCGUCUUCAUGUGCAAAAUAUGCAACCUGUUCUCACCGAGCAAGCCAGCGCUCUUGUCUCAUGUCCACGAGACACACGGCGACCAGGGCGAUGACGCCGAAGACCUCAUCAUCCCACUCAAGCCUUUGCAGCGUCCAGAGGCGCCAUCAACAGAGGGCGUGAUCAAAAGAAAACGUGGCAGACCAAAGGGUUCCACUAAGAAGGUCCAAGCGGAUGAAACAAAGUCGAACAAAGCAUCCGGUCAGCCAAAGAAAGAGACAGCUGAUGUGCCAUCAGAACUUGAACUGACAAUGCUGAGUGAAGACGGCAGUGCUUAUGAAUGCAAGAAAUGCCAACGCAAGUUUAGCAACAAACGUCAAAUUUCCAAACACAUCUGUUUUGCUGAGCUCAAGGAAACUGCGGAGGAGGACGAUUUCCAUGGUCAGAACCCUGAUACGGUUAAGGCUGUGGAUGAUGAAGAAGAAGACACAGAAUGCACCCUGAAGAAGGUACGAACAAUGAGAACAGACAAGGCCUCUGGUGCGAAGGACUCCGAGUCUGCAAGCUGCACCAAAAACCCCAUCAUUAGCGUGGUGCUUGCGGCCCACGAGGCCAUUCCCGGUGCCACAAAAAUAGUUCCAAUUGAGGCUGUCCCUGCCGAAGCAGUAGUCCCACCAGAAUCAAGCGUAAGCUCCGAAGAUCAACAGCAGAAGAAGGGUUACCAGGAGUACGCCAUUCAGCAGGCUGCAUACGAGGUGCCAUUCAAAUCGAACAGGUUAGGGCAGACCCAGCUGAAAAUAUUCACGUGUGAAUACUGCAAUAAGGUCUUCAAGUUCAAGCACUCGCUUCAGGCCCACUUACGAAUCCACACCAACGAGAAGCCGUUCAAGUGCACCCACUGUGACUACGCCAGCACUAUCAAGGCUAACCUCAGCGUUCAUAUGCGCAAGCAUACCGGCGAGAAAUUCAGCUGCGAUCACUGCUCUUUCAACUGCCUGAGCAAGGGCCACCUCAAGGUACAUGUGGAGAGGGUGCACAAGAAAAUCAAGCAGCACUGUCGCUUCUGCAAGAAGAAGUACUCCGACGUCAAGAACCUGCUCAAGCACAUCCGUGAGAGUCAUGAUAUGGAAGACGAGAAGGUCAAGGAGUCCUACGACGAGUACCGGCUCCAAACCAGGGAGGGCAAAAGACAGCUCCUCUACGACUGUCAGAUAUGCGACCGCAAGUUCAAGAAUGAGCUGGACCGCGACCGGCAUCUGAUGGUCCACGGCAGCAAGAGGCCUUUCGGCUGCGAGCUAUGCGAUCACGGCUCGACCAAGUUCCAGGCACUGCAAGCCCAUAUCAGAAAGCAUCCCUUUGUGUAUGUUUGCGCCAUUUGCCUGCAGAAAUUUGUCAGCUCCGUGCGCCUCAAGUCGCACUUCCGGGAGUCGCACCCCGAGUCGGAUGAGUCUGCGUCUUUUGCCAAUUCCAUCCAAAGCAGUUUCUGCCUGCUGAAACCCGGAGAUGACAUCCAGCGAGACAUGCUGAAACAAGACGAGCUGGAGAUCACGAAGGAGCUGUCCCUCCUCAACGCGCAGGAAGUGCUGGUCUCUGAAUUUGGCACCAUGGAGGAACAAGAGUCUCAAGCUCAGUGUAGCGGCAGUUUAACUGUAGAGGUAGACUCAUUGGUACAGGAGGGUUCCCAAGAUGGUUUGCCUCCAACACACAUUAUCCACAACUGCCCAGUUAUUGAGGAAACUCAGAUGCAGGGGACAAUCUGUCAGGUUGGACUCGACAAAGAGCAACUGCAAGAUGAUAUGUCAAAUGUUGACUGCAGUGUAACAGAAUUUGACAGUGCUGGGGAAGGAAACAUACCUUUGGUUUCUCAUAGUCCUGCACCUGAAACAGCAGACAUGUCAAACCAGAAGAUACUGUCAGAUGACACAAACAACAUAACAGUUGCUCACAAUGAAGUAGAGUCUAAUAUUUCUCAAAUCAACGCUGCCCCUCGUGGUGUGGAGGACUCAGUCACACCACACCAAGAAGAAAAGUCUGCGUUCAUGCAGAUUUUAGAUCAAAUGCAAAAGAGGCAACUAAACAUGGAUGUUUUUGAGAGGAUACGUAAAGUCUAUGGUGAUCUGGAAUGUGAAUACUGUGGUAAGCUGUUCUGGUACCAGGUGCACUAUAACAUGCACGUGCGAACGCACACCCGAGAGCACCUGCAUUACUGUUCUCAGUGCAGUUAUUCGUCCAUCACCAAAAACUGCCUGAAGCGGCACGUCAUCCAGAGGCACAGUAACAUUCUCCUAAAGUGUCCCUCAGAGGGAUGCCAGUACUGCACACCUGACAAGUACAAGCUGCAGGCGCAUCUGAAAACACACGCAGAAAUAGUUAAGAAGAGCUUUGUUUGUCCUGUCUGUAAAGAAUCACUUCCAGAAGACAGACUUCGGCAUCACAUCAAAGCUAACCAUCCAGACACCUCUCUGAGUACCAUCUCGGAGACACUGGGAAUACGUGUCCACGUUAAAGGAGUCAUUGGGAAACGGGCCUCAAAAUGCCCGUACUGUGACAGCUACUUCACAAGGAACGGAGCUGACAUGCAGCAGCACAUAUGGGCCCAUGAAGGAGUGAGGCCGUUCAAAUGCUCGCUCUGUGAUUAUGCCUCUCGCAGUAAAAGCAACCUCAAGGCCCACUUGAACAGGCACAGCACUGAGAAGACACACCUCUGUGACCUGUGCGGGAAGAAGUUCAAAUCCAAGUGUACGUUAAAAAGCCACAAGCUCGUGCACUCCGCAGAUGGGAAGCAGUUUAAAUGUACUGAGUGUGAUUUCACAGCAGCACAGAAGCCACAUCUGCUCCGCCAUAUGGAACAGCAUGCCUCUUUUAAGCCAUUCCGCUGUGCACACUGCCACUACUCCUGCAACAUCUCAGGCUCUCUUAAAAGACACUAUAAUAAGAAGCACCCCAAUGAGCAGUACUGCAACGCUGGUCCUGGAACAGCUGCUUCCGAGACCGUGAUCGAGCAAGGUGGUGUCAAGUGUCCCGUCUGUAACUAUGUUUAUGGCACGAAAUGGGAAAUGAACAGACACCUGAAGUGCAAGCACGGUCUCAGAGUGGUUGAGCAAGACGGUCUCGGGCUGAAUCAGUGGGAGGUAGUUGAGUCGGUGGAGGAGCCAACCACACAAUACCUUCAGAUUACGGAGGCGGAGGAUGCACAGGUGGCCGAAGAUGCAGCCUCGGCGCUGCAGAACCUUCGGUUCAACGCGCAGAACGGAGUAGUGUCAGCGACUGCUGCGGACAGGUUGGACCCCGCUUCCGUUAAUAUCCUCCAGCAGAUAAUCGAGCUCGGCACGGAGAACCCGGACACAACCGUUGCCUCUGUGGUUACCAUGGCUCCUGGCACAGUCACUGUAGUAGAGCAGGUAACGGAGGAGGAGCAGCAGACUGACCACGCCAUGAUGCUCCAAGAUGCUCUGCAACAGGCCUCCACGGGCCUGGGAGAAGAGCACCACCUGGUGGUGUCCUCUGACGAUAUGGAGGGCAUCAAGACGGUCACAGUGUACACGCAGGGCGAAGAUGCGUCGCAGUUUAUAGUCUACGUUCAGGAGUCCAUACAAACCGAGGAGGCCACCACGGAGGUGGCAUGAAAGGCCUGCGAACAACGGCACAAAGUGCUAACAGCCGCAAAGGCACGAACAGCUGCGUGACCACUUCAGCUACGCUCUUCUCCAGUGGUCGACCACGUCUGCUCACAGUAGAGAAGCAAGGCUCCACAGCCAGUUCAAGACACCUGCUAGGCUGUAGCCUGUGCGUUUUAUGAACGGUUGCAAGAUGACAGGAUUAUGCAUGGAAAAGUGCAUGAGGGACUAGAUGCAAGACAGAAGACUUUACAUUUAACAGGGAUGAAAAUCUUUUCAUUAACUUUUAAUAGAGAACAGAAGCAUGAGAUACAUACAUUUUAUUGUCAAAGAAAUGAACACUGAAAAAGAGUCUGAAAACAUUUGAUUUUCUUAUCAAGAGCAGUAUAUACAACAAGCCUACUUAAUGAAAGGUCUCCAUGCCAUUUUUGUCAUAUCUAUUUUUGUAGUUUUUUGAAAGACUGUAAAAUGUUACGGCUAUCAAAAUGAUUAAAUGAACACAUUUCCUUAAUUGUGGACCUGCAUUAAUAAAACAUCUUUCCACA